Molecule: messenger RNA, 4736 nt
Organism: Motacilla alba alba
Lineage: Eukaryota; Metazoa; Chordata; Aves; Passeriformes; Motacillidae
Product: tRNA selenocysteine 1-associated protein 1-like
Exons: 10
Coding region: 487-1281 (264 amino acids)
Molecular function (GO): RNA binding
Source: RefSeq, a predicted model, not a curated record
GGAGCGACCUCGCACCGCGGCCCCCGCACCCGCGUGGCUGCCCGCACCCCGGAGGCUCCGCCGCGCCCGGGAGCCCUUCGGGCCAGCGAGGGGGCCGAGUCUGGCGGCAGAGGCCGCGGAGAGGCCGCCCCGCCCCCGCAAGGCGCUUUAAGAACCCCGGCGGCGACCGGAACCGCGGCUGCGGACGGGCGAGACGUGAAAAGGUGAACAUUGGCCAGGGAGGCAUACAAAACCGGUUUUGCGUAAAAGUUGGUGAUAACCUACCGAGAAGCUAUCAGUUGCCUCCUGAUAGCCUCUUGCAACAAGAGCGCUCUGUCGUGCGUGCCAUCUCCCAUCAGGUCUGCACGAGUGAAAAGUGCUGAAGGAGGGUAAUAAAUCGAACCUGUGCGAUUUUACUGUUCGAGAAAGACAGACGACAGUUUGAACCAUGGCAAGCCAGGCGUUUUCCCCAGAGGCUGCUUUCCCUCAUGGGAGGCGGAGGGAGAAAUGGGACCCCAGGCUUCUUUCAAGGGCAAGGACUUGAUGGCAAAAAAAAGAGAAUGUCUCCAGGCCUACAGCUGGUGGAGAACACCCCAAAAGAAACGGAAGAAAAAGAACAAAAUAAAACCAGGAAGAAUAGAGUUUGUCCCUAGUAGUACUAACACAACCAGACCAGAUUAUUCAAUAUUUGUUGGGGAGCUGACUCCAGAAGUAGAUGAUUUUCAGCUCUAUGACUAUUUCCUAAAGAGGUACCCUUCAUGUAUUGACUGCAAAAUAGCAACAGACCUGCUGGGAUAUUCCAGAGGGUAUGCCUUUGUCAGAUUUGGUGAGCAAGGUGAUCAGAUGAGGGCACUGCAAGACUGCCAGAAUGCACCAGGUCUGGGGGGAAAACGAAUCCGGCUGAGCAUAGGAAUUUCUAAAAGACUGAAAGCAGAAUUCCAGCGGUACCAGUCAUACAACUAUAAUGAUUAUUACCAAGAUUAUCAGAACUACUAUUCACAAUGGAAUUACGAUCCUUAUGCUGACUACAACUACAGCUCCUAUACUCCCUAUGAUAGCAUGCAAGCUGUUGGAGACUGCUCUUUAGGAGAUGCUGUUAUGGCUCCAGCUGUUUUUGAGGAAGCUUCAGCUAUGACUGAAAUCAAUGAUGACCUAAUAACUGAAGAUCCACAGCUGUACUUGGAUGUUGAUGAAAUGAACAGACAAUUUAUGGAGACAAGUGAAGAACUCUAUGAUGCCCUCAUGAAUUGUCACUGGCAACCUCUGGAUACGGUCACUUCUGACAUCCCCUCUGCUAUUUAAGUGUCUUAUAUAGCAUGACCGUUAUGACCAAGGUGCUAAAAUUACAUUUCUUCUACAUUACUCUAGAUCAUAAGUUUUAAAGCACAAUGAUAGGUUGGGGUUUUUUUUUGCUAUGCUUUUGGCAGUUUCUGUAAUCUUUUUGUUUUGUUUUGUUCAUCACUUGGAGCAUCUUGAAAUCAUGUAAAUAUUCUAGAAAUGUAAAGAGUUCAAUGGGGUCUAAAGAUAGACUUGCCUGUGUAAAUAAAAUUUUGUUUCUGCAAACUGGCCAGCAAGGGAUUUUACUUAUAUAUGCGAAACACCUUCUCCUUCUGGCUUGUGGAGUUUAGCUGGAGGCAGUAGGUGUAUUUCACUUGUCUUUGGUAUGGGCAUCAGCACUAGCAAGAACUAACUCUCACAUACUUCCUAGUAUGCCUAGGCAAUCUUACAAGCUCUUAAUCUUAACAUCCUGUACAGUUUUAACAUACAGAAGAGUAAACUUGGAGCUGCUGUAGCUGCAAACAUUCCAAAGACUAAGGAUGAUACCUACUGAUAAUUUUAUUUCUGCUCUUGUUGUUAGUCUUCUUAUCUGACCUUUUACAGCAAAGAAACUGUAAUAUAAUACCUGUUCUUACACUUAAAAAUCCUUGGAGAAACCCUGUGGUUUAAAGAAGGAAGAAAAACCCAUCAGGAAUUAAAGUAUUCCAGUAUCAUCUUCAACUAAGUUGCACCCUAUCCUAAACAUCUGUUAUUUGUUCAGUCUUCAUGCUCAGAUGUUUCAUAGUGAUGAGGUUUAAAACAUUUUAGGAUGACAGUUCUCAGUAUUCAAGUCAAAAGAGGUUAGGGGAGAUGGCAAUGAAGAAAGUUCUGCUUUAAGAUAGCAACUUCUGAGUGGCUUCCUCUAAAUUAUUAUUAUCUGAAAGGGUAUAAAAUAUUUUCUAGUCAUAGGGUCCUAAAUUCCUGUUACUACUUAAUGUACACAAUGAAAGAAAUUCAGGCUGGAAACAAAAGAAUACUUUUUGAAGAGAAAAAGGUAUAAAUUAUCAUAUAGCUAAUAUAUGUGAAAGCUACUAAAGCUACUCAAGGCUUUUUGGUACUGAUGUGUGUUUUGGGGGCAGUCUAAACCAUAAUUGCUAGGAUGGCAGGUUUUUUUUUUCUUUAAUGACUUCAUUACAUUGAAGUGGUGGUCAUAACCCAUAUGCUGUUCUUAAAUGUGAAACUAGUACUGCAUUGCAGAGUGAUGACUUGGCACAGCAGGUCCCUUCUACCUGCUCACCAGAAUCUCCCUCUUUGCACUGUUUAAUUUCAGCUGGGACUUUUUUUUAAGUCCCAUCCAUGAAAUACAGAUGCUCUAAACUAGAAAGGACUUUUGAUGUGAUAUAGGAACUUCAUUCUUCCUGAAUUUUGUGCAUUGCAUAUGUAGAAAGAGAGAAAACAAAAGCUGUUUAUUUAGGCAGCGAGAUUACUAUCACAGUCCUAGAAUGUUUUCCUGCUUUGGAGAGAGCUAGUUGCAAAGUGGCUGAAAACUGGGAUUUUGUACAUGAAUGUUUCCCUGGUGUGAGCUGGUCAGUCUUUGGAGAGUCACAGUAGAGAGAGAAAUAAUGGGAAUGUGACAGAAAGUGGAAUAAAUGAAGCAAAGAGAAUCUGGAUGGGGAAGGGAAUUGUGUGUCUGUAUAGAAUUGUUUAACAGGAUUGUAGAAGGGAGGAAACUCAAGAUAGAUGCAGGCCCCUUGAAUUUGGAUGUGGGAGUGUUAAACUUUCAAAACCAUGCUGGAUUUGAUGUCACUUCAGUUGUAGUGCACAGUUGUGGUGCCUGAGCUUGGUAGUACAAACUGGUUGCUAGGCAAAGGAUUUUGUAUCUAGCAAGCACCGACAUCACAAGCUGGAAGAUUAUAACCCAGGCAGAGACCUGGAAGCUUCCCGCUUUGCAUAGCGUUACCUAACACCAUACUUUACUUGCAGUAAGUAAUUUGUGGAAACCUUUCAUUGUGUUACCAAUACUAAGGGUGCAUGUUGGCUUGGUAUAAAACUAUUGAGUAUCCACUGAUUUUUAGCUUUUAGGAGGUUGAUCCAUUUGUGAAUUACGUAAUAAGGAGCCCAUGUAGUUGUGUGAUUUCACUUUGAUCAGCACUGUAUCACCACAGCACAUAAACUUCAGAGUCUGUAGUCACUAUAUUUAUGCAGAUUUUACAUCUUAGCAAGGUCUCCACACUCUGCAUUAGAGACUGUUUUCUGACAUGCACCUUCUGUACUGGGCUGUAAAGUACCCAUAUAGUGAAAACACUGUUUAUGAAAUGUAGUGAAAGAGGUAGUUUGGGCCAUUAGUUGUGCAAACUUGAGAAAUUUUGGGGAAUAUAUUUUCUUUAGUCAGCAUAGAAGAAAAGUGAGGUGAAGGGGGGAGUCUGCUGGUUGCAGCCUGUGUGAUACUGUUUUAAAUAGGUCUCUUUGUUUUCUGUCUCCUGAGCCUUUCUAGUCUAUACUGCUUACCAGUUAGGAGUGCAUAUAUGGGAUCAAGAUACUGUGUGCAGCACACAUUCUUUACUGUAAAUGCACACUGAAAAAGCUGCUGUAUUGGUGUAAGCACAAAUUUGGGAAAAAGUGAGUGCAUCAGAUCUGCUGGCAUUCAUUGCUGAGACUUUUAACUGAGGAAACUUCCAGCGUUGGUCCAACUACUGCCUGAAUUAGCAAGCUUACACAAAGACCUGAACAUGUCCAUCAUACAGAUGCCUGCUCUCAGUUCUACAAAGAGCUGAUUUCAGUAGAAAUGUAAAAAAAAAAAAGUAUUGGGAGCAAUCUUUUCAACACCACACUAUUUCACUUUGGUUGUGUUUUGUCUGUUUUAUGCAGAUGAAAUGUGGAAUUUUUAAAGUCUGAUCAAGGGGUUUUUUUUGAAUAAUAUCUUAGUAUUGGUUUUAUAAACUCUUCAUUGUACCUAGCUGUGAUAGAUAGUGCCUUUACCUAAAACCCACUUAUUUCUUGAAGAGUAAUGUUUUUGUUUUCCACUUCUCUGAACAGAAAAGCUUUAGUACCAUGGUUUGAGGGGCUAAUGAUCCUGCAGUCAGUGAACAGGGAGAAAAAAAAAAAACAGGCUAAAAACCAGUGAAGACUGAAAAGUGUUCAAAAAGGUUAAAUGGUACUUAAGCCGUGAAUGUUUCUUUUUGCAGGAAUGCUCUUGGACCAACAGCUUCUUUCUAGUGCUACCUCAAAGUAACUUGCAGAUAUAACUCACAGGGAAGAUUGAUCAAAUGGUGAUGAUCACUAUCAUUCUGCUGGAGAUAUAUAUAUAUUUGCCUUUUGUUUUGUCUCAUUUUUAAUGACAUUUAUUUAACUUCAGUGACUCAUGUCAAUAGACGUUGUUUGACUACAUCAACAAGUAUUUCUGAGUCAUGACUUUCUUUAAAAGUAUGUUACCAUAUGGAAAUUGUUCUAAAUAGGUAAAAUAAGUAAAUAAAGCAGCACUUGAAUUUACAGAGCAAAUG